UUAAACUCUCUGAAACAUGAUUCAAGAUGUAAGAAAGCAUUUAGCUGCUCUGAGUGUGGGAGAAGAUUUGGCUUCAAGUAUAGUCUAAAGACACACAUGAGAACUCAUACAGGAGAGAAACCUUUCAGCUGCUCUGUUUGUAAGAAAUCUUAUACACAGAGAGGAGAUUUACAGAAACACAUGAAGAUCCACACAGGAGAAAAGCCAUUUAGCUGCUCUGAGUGUGGGAAAAGAUUUGUCUUCAAGUCAUAUCUGAAAAAACACAUGAUGACUCACACAGGAGAAAAACCUUUUAGCUGCUCUGUGUGUCAGAGGAAAUUUGGCCGCAAGUCCAAUCUGGAAUAUCACAUGAUAACUCACACAGGAGAAAAACCUUUCAGCUGCUCUGAGUGUCAGAGGAAAUUUAGCUUGAAGUCAGAUCUUAAGAGACACAUGAGAAUCCACACAGGAGAAAAACAGUUCAGCUGCUCUGAGUGUCAGAGGAAAUUUGGCUGCAAGUCAAAGCUGAAAGAUCACAUGAUAACUCACACAGGAGAAAAACCUUUUAGCUGCUCUGUUUGUAAGAAAAGAUUUGGCCACAAGGAAAGUCUGAAGAGACACAUGAGAACUCACACAGGACAGGAUCCCUUCAGAUGCUCAGUCUGCAAGAAAUCUUUUACACAGAGAGGAUAUUUAAAGAAACACAUGAGAAUUCACACAGGAGAAAAACCUUUUAGCUGCUCAGUUUGUAAGAAAUCUUUUACACACAGUCGAAGUUUACAGUCACACAUGUUAGUCCACACAGGAGAAAAACCUUUUAGCUGCUCUGAUUGUGGUAAAGCUUUUACUGAAAGUGGAAACCUGAAGAAACAUGUAAGAAUCCACACAGGAGAGAAACCUUUUAACUGCUUAGUCUGUAAAAAAUAUUUUACACAGAGUGAAACUUUACAGUUACACAUGAGAACUCACACAGGAGAGAAACCUUUUAACUGCUCAAUCUGUAAAAAAUCUUUUACGCAGAGAGGAGAUUUACAGAAACACACAAGAGUCCACACAAAAGAGAAACCUUUUAGCUGCUCAGUCUGUAAGAAAUCUUUUACACAGAGAGGAAGUUUACGGUCACACAUGGCCGUAUUCCACACAGGAGAGAAAAGAUUCAGCUGCAGUGUUUGUAACAAAAGAUUUGCCUGGAGUUCUGAUGUCAAAACACAUAAAUGUGUUGGUCAUAUAAACACAGAAGCUGAUGUAGAUUACUGUGGAGGACCAGAACCAGCCAGGAACUCACAUCCACUUUUACAACCAGAGACUGAAGAC
Perca flavescens (yellow perch) is the source of this 1293-nucleotide messenger RNA. RefSeq names its product gastrula zinc finger protein XlCGF57.1-like. Gene Ontology annotation, cellular component: nucleus. The record is from RefSeq and is a predicted model, not a curated record. Lineage: Eukaryota; Metazoa; Chordata; Actinopteri; Perciformes; Percidae. Gene Ontology annotation, molecular function: DNA-binding transcription factor activity, RNA polymerase II-specific; RNA polymerase II cis-regulatory region sequence-specific DNA binding. Gene Ontology annotation, biological process: regulation of transcription by RNA polymerase II. The annotation marks the transcript as partial. The transcript has a single exon.